Molecule: messenger RNA, 4519 nt
Organism: Ylistrum balloti
Lineage: Eukaryota; Metazoa; Mollusca; Bivalvia; Pectinida; Pectinidae
Product: methyltransferase-like protein 25B
Exons: 10
Coding region: 1-1920 (639 amino acids)
Source: RefSeq, a predicted model, not a curated record
AUGAAUCUACGUUCUUGUGAUAGUAACACGAUAAAAUUGAUUAAACAACAAGUUGAGAAGUUGGUGAAGUUCAUAAAUGCAUACAGGUGGAUAAUCAAUGCUUACAUAUCGGAUUUUUUCACAGACGGACAAUGGGAUAGACUUCCAGAGGGCUGGAGGGAUGGAUUAUCACAACUUGACCCUCCUGAUCUAGCUUUUCUUCUUGACUGCUCAUUGCCUGUCCCAAACAGGAAAGAUCUUCCUUUGACUUUGCUAGCAUUCAGAGAGUCUACACAUGCUCUCUCAUUGUGCAGAAAAGAGGUAGAUCUGGAGCAUGAUACAGUUGGUGAAGGACUUUUUACAGCUGAUCCAAACAAUGAAAAGAAGAUAAUAGUUUCACCUUAUUCUGAUGUCACAACUCAGAAACAGGCCAGAGCUGACAUCAAAUGUGGACAAUACCUUCCACUCAAUGCCUGCUUUCGUGCAAAUGUGAAACCCAAAAAACAGCAUGAGAUAUUACAACUUGGAAAGGCAAUACAGCUCUUGGGAGGUCACUGUCACUGUGAGCAUGUGGUAGAUGUUGGGGCAGGUAAAGGUCACCUGUCCAGACUUCUUGCAUUCGGUUAUGGGUUCAAAGUCACCACUGUAGAAGCUGCAGACAGCCAUGCACCAAAAGCAAAGAAAAUAGACAAGGCCAUUCAAAAGAAAAUACAUAGAAAGUUAAAGAGAAAACUUUUAACAGAUCAGGACCAAGGAACUGACUCAAAAGACAGUAUCAAAGAGGACUUAUCAGCCAUCAAUAAAACUUCUCUACCUGAUCAUGUGACCUGUGUCAUCCAACCAGGAACAAGUGCUGAUCAGUUUUUGGAAAUAGUCAAAGACUCUUACAAAAAGCAGUCUAAUUGUUUAAAUUAUGAUGGGGUAGGAAAAUUGCCAAAUGAAAAUCCUUCCAAUCUGUAUAUAGAAUCAGAAUUAGAAGAUUCAGAACACUGUUCAAAUCAUUGUGUCUCAAAAAAGAACUCUUUUAGAGACGGAGUGGAAGAAGACGCUAGGACAAGACACCAAGAAGAAUCAGAUGACAAAUUAAUUGGUGGCAAGUCAAAUCCAAGUCCAAAGUAUACAACUGCUGAUGUUGACCUGUCCCAGUUGAGGUUACCUCCUGAUGACCUUUCUGAAUCAAGGUCACCUGUACCUAGCGAUGAAUUAGAGCUAAACUCUAGACUUCCUGAUGAUCUAUCUCAUUUUCUCUUGACUGGUCUCCAUGCCUGCGGUGAUCUAACCCCCACCAUGCUGAGAAUUUUUGCCCAGUGUCAAGACGUUGUUGGUGUGGCCUCAGUGGCGUGCUGCUAUAUGAAGUUAUCCUGCACUAGAGAGGGAGGAAUGGAGGACAGCAGUAGUGAUGUGGGGUAUCCCAUGAGCCAGUUCACUAGAAAUCUCAGCGACAGUUACCUGAGUUUUGAGGCCAGAGAAAUGGCUUGUCACUUUGCAGAUUCCUACAAAGAAAGACUCAUUGCUAACCCACCGAACCUGAAGAUGCACUGCUACAGAGCAGCAUUACAGUACAUCAUUAGACAGAUACAGCCAGACUUCAUUCAGGGCAGUGUACGACUCACAACCAAAUACACAGAGAAUCUGUCAUUUGAAAGCUACGUUAAAAAUGGACUGCAGAGAUUAGGUUUGGAUUACACUAGUGUUCCAGUCCAGGUUAUGCAGCAGGCAGAGAGUUAUCUCCCUUACUGGCAAAACGUGGUGGCCUUCUACACCCUACGGUUGUCGCUUGGCCCGGUAGUGGAGAGUCUCAUCCUUCUAGACAGGAUGCUGUUCUUGUAUGAACAAGGUAUACCAAGUGUCCUGUUACCUAUAUUUGACCCAGCCCUCUCACCAAGGAACUUUGUGCUGCUGGCUUUGAGGAAUAUUUCUACAGGCAUCAACAACUCAUAACUGUUCUGAUGUGUUCUUCAUCAAAACUUUCUGCCAUUGGCUUUGAUGGAAAGUCUCUCCGACAUCAAUGCUUUCUUACCAAUUUUAUGUGUCUUAACCAAGAGGCUGUGGACCUCUGGUCUUUAGGAAGUAACGAAAAACCAUUAUUUUGGGAUCAAUCACUGAUAAAAUUGUUACUUUUUGAUAUCUAGAAAAUAUAGUAACUAGAAGUCACUUCCUGAUAAACCACCAAAACCAUGAAUAAAAUUUUACAUAUCGAUGUCUAGAAAAUAUACAUUGUAUGAGAUAUAACUAUGAUCAACCACCAAUAAAAAUUGACGCUUUUUGAUAUCUACUAAAUAUAUAAAACUUACCACAUGACAAACCACCGAUAAGUUUUCACUUUUUAUACACCUAUCUAAAAUUUUGACAUAACAUAUGGCAUUGUCCAUGCAUCAUAACAUUUAUUUGUUCCGAGAUCUCCCAGUUUUCUACUUAUCUUUUUAAAAUUAAGCAGGCUUAAUCACUAUUAUUGCCCCUUGUUGUUUCUCAAAACAUCAAUCUUCGUUUACAACUAAUUUCUUUAUUUCAAAAUAUAGGAGGAAUAUAAGAAUGUUUUUUUCAACAAAUAAAGGGGUUUUUUGCUAGUUUUGAGGCAAAAUAUAUGAGUUUUUUGCUAGUUUUGUGGCAAAAUAUAGGAGUUUUCCAAACAAAAAUUGUUUCAUUCAAAGACAUUUAUACUAACAAUUCCUACCUUCACUUACUAUUUCUAUAUUAAUCAAUGAUUAAAAACCAGGUUAAAGUAACCAUUCACUUCAACAGAAUCACAAUCCAGGCAGAGAGCUGUUGCAUAGCUCGUCAUCAUCUGAAUGGGCACCUAAAAGGCCAAUAUUCUGUUGUACUGCCUUGUAAGGUGUCCAUACAGGUGAUAAAGAGAUGCACUGAAUCAUUUCUGGUGGCUGGUGACGCUGUUAAAGACUUAAGAAUUCUGUAACUUGUGAAAUAAAGUAGCCAAAAGCAGUAUCAAAGAAAUAUUUACACUCUCUACAUUUAUCGGCGACAAAUUUCCUGAAAAAUAUAGGAAUAUUUGAAAAAAAAAGAUAGGAAAAUAUAGGAAAUAUAGGUCUUUCAAAACAGGUUUAUAAAAAUAUAGGAAUAUAGGAAUCUGUUGACAGCCUGCAGUUUUUACCAAUUUCUUUGAAACUUGGUAGACUUUAUCAUUACAUGAAACUGUGUUGUCCUUUAUGGUAAUGCAAUUUUACAAUUUUGGGAAGAGCUACAGCCCUUUGCUGUUUCUUUUUUACAAACAUUUUUAUCCAAUUUAUCAUUAAAACAAAUAGAAGUGUUUUCUCUCUAGAUAUUUUGACUCAUUAUUACCUUUUUCAUAUUUGUAUUCAUUUUGAUACAAUAAAUCUUACUUAAUGAAACUUCUUAAUGAUAUUUUCCAGCACAGGUUUGUUAAGGAUCCUCUUUGUUGGACUCAUAAGAAUUGUUAUUGUAAUUAUAAAUGUCUUGUCCGGUAGUUAUACGUAUUGCCCCCUUAUAGUCACACUUUAUUUCCUGCCCAUUCCAGCAGUCAUCCAGUUUGUUUUUGAAGCUGUUUAGUGUAUUGGAAGUUACAAUGUGGUCAGGCAAACUGUUCCAUACAGCUGUUGCUCUAAUGGAGAAGGGGUUUUUCCGUAAUGAUGUUCUGGCAUGUUUUGGGUAUAUUUUCAGUGAGUUAGUUUUUGUGCUGGAUCUCCCGGAAGUAUCGGACCACAUCCUUAAAAACUGUGUUGCCCCCUCAUCAUAUUUUCCUCUAACUGCCUUGUACAUCUCUAUCAUAUCACGUGGAAAGUGCCUGUAGGUUAGUUCUUCUGUUAUUCUUAUGAUGUGGGGUUCUGCAUCUCUAAUCCUGGUUUCAAACUCUUCCAUUUUAUUUUUCAACUGGUUUGCAUUAGCAUAGCAACAUUUAAGUUUUUCAACAAACUUGAAAACACUAUUUAAACUAUUUACAUUGUUUUUGUUUUUAUCAACUCCCUUACUUGGCCCUCUUACUCUGUUGGGAUCAGAAGGAGACGGAGUCCUGGAACUCCUUCUAGACCGUUGUUUUGAGCUCUGGGAACGUCCUGAUUUUUUUUUAACAUUCUGCGACCCUCUGUCCUGUUUCCGCCUGUUGCUGGCGUUGGUUCCAGCCAUUUCGAAGUUGUUUCUUCAAGAAUAUCCAAUAAAAUCAAUGUAAACUUAAUAAAAGAAUAGAGCUCUACCUACUCUUAGUAUUUGUUACUAGUUAGGUACAAUAAAUAAGCUUUUAUACUUGUUCUAGCCCUUUUCACCUGGAAAUUUGCCGGAGCUUGAGAAAAUUCAUGUUUACUGGUCAACCAAAAGUCUGGAGUAUUUCUUUGGUGUGGGCACACAUAUAUUUUGCUUCGAUUGUUGGCCUACAUACCCUCUAAUGGAUAAGAUCUGAGGUACCUGGCUUGACAUUCCCUACCCAUUGUAGUUUGUUUUUCUCAGGAAGUUGAGAAAUGGAUUGCUCUGUGCUGACAUGGCUGUGUCCUUGGGUAAAACAAUUAAUUGAGGAUAUAAAAGUUCGGCCUGAUUUUAACUGGUUAAAGUAAAAUAAAACACAACAGCUCAA